Molecule: messenger RNA, 1416 nt
Organism: Suillus subalutaceus
Lineage: Eukaryota; Fungi; Basidiomycota; Agaricomycetes; Boletales; Suillaceae
Exons: 3
Coding region: 1-1416 (471 amino acids)
Source: RefSeq, a predicted model, not a curated record
AUGGAAUACCCAGACGAGCUCGAUGACCCUGUUCAACUCACCAUGGAAGACUUCGUUGGUCAAUCACAGGACAUGUUCACUCGUGCGCAUGACGGCCUUCAGUCGGAAGUUGAUUUUAUUCGUUUCGCGUUGGCAGGUAGGGUUGGGCCGGAGGCAGACGAGGAGGUCGACCGGUGCCAGAUCCGCCUGAAUGCCCAGCAAGGCAUCGCUCCCAUUCCUCCUCGACCCGAAAGCACUAUCACUCGUGACAUCGACUCGGUCAUUGGAGUGUCGCGUUCGUUGCCUUAUACAACAGCCUUAUCAAUUUGGCCUGUCCCCCCUUUCAGGGAGACACUAACCAAGGACAAUCACGUCAAGAGUCGCGCAUACAAUGCCGAGGGUGCUCAGAUUCAAGUCCCCAUGCACAGAAUUCCGAACGUCCCUUUGGGCAAAGUCGAACAAAGACACGUUGUCAGGAUUUUUUUCCCUAGACUUUACGCCGCAGCGUCUGAAGACCCCUCCUGGGUCGGAUUAUCUCAAGAAGACUUCGCUCUGAUAUAUGACAAAUGUCUUCGUCCAUUAAUGUUGGAACACCUACCUGACUCUAGAGACCGGUGGCCGACAUCUUAUAAUAUCGCGUUAACUCAUUCUCGGACCCUUACCGGCUCUAUCGCACUCAACUCUGUUGACGUGCCUUGGCGCGUUUUGCACCAUAUUGCAGUCCCCUUGUUGACAAGACUCGGUGAGGAGAAACCUGCGUUCAAGGAUGCGUAUUAUGUUCACGAGCUGAGGGGUAAGAAGAAUGCCGCUAUGCACGAUGGGGACGAUGCGGUUGCGAGACGUUUGGCUCUCGACGACGUAUUCGAGCAUGUUGAUGAUGAAGACCUGGAUCCUCGACAGUGGCAUGUGGAUGUUGCGCUGACUAUUGGUCUACCUGGGCACGUCGUCACCUGGCGCGAGUCUUCUCACCGAGAAACCACCGCACUUCCUUUCCAUCAAGCGCAAUACCGCGUAUGCACACCGGAACAGUGGAAUAUGCACUUUGAUCGUUUUUUUCCCACUUCUACUGUCAAAAAAGGUGCUAAAGCUAGAGUGGAGGAUCGUCAGAAUUUCAAGAAAUGCACUUACUUCAAGCGUUACAUCUCUCUUGUACAGAAAAUCGAACCCGCAACCCUGCCCAGGCUCAGACGUGCACUCCGGAAGGAAUUCGACACCCUGGCAUGGGUGCCAUACACUCAGACUGACCGUAUGUGGCUGACCUCAGCAGUGCCCGGUAGAGCAUGGAAGAUGCUUCCUCCCGUGAGACGAGACUCAGAACAAGCGGGCCCAGCGAUCGGAAUAAAUCCACGGUUCCAGAGGAAACUAGUCACCCUGCGCACAUUUCCUCAGCCUGACGAGAGCGAUGAGGACGAGGCGGGCUCCGAGGGGGAUGAUUAG